This is a messenger RNA of Oldenlandia corymbosa var. corymbosa, 3869 nucleotides long. Lineage: Eukaryota; Viridiplantae; Streptophyta; Magnoliopsida; Gentianales; Rubiaceae. The record is from the annotation of a GenBank genome assembly.
ACAGCCCACUGGAAAGAAGAAUGGCAGGAAAAAAAGAUGGCCCAUGGUUUUGGCUUUCCCUCCUCUUUGAAACCAACCUCCUCUUUGCUGUCUCUGUGGGAAGAAAAAAUCUUUUACCAUCAUCUCAUUCUCAUCUCAUCUCUCUUCUCUACUCUUCUUCACUUUUCCUUCACCAUUUAUACCGUUCUUCUUCGCCCCUGUUUCACUCCCAUUACCCACCUCCUUGAUCCCGGAUAAUCGUCAGAAAAAUCCCGACCAGAAACUGCAGGAUAUUCCAAAUCCACAUCUUGGGUUUGCUGUUUUUUGUACUUGUUACCUGCAAUUUUUACCCCAGACAGUGGUCGAAGGAUUUCGUACAUAAAUAUCCCAGAAAAAGGAAUUUUUUAAAAUCCUGCACUUGAUUUGAUUGAUCAUCCCUUUUGACCUUUAUUGUCUGAGGGUUUCGUAUUUUCUCUCUUUUUUUCCCCUGGGUUCGUUGGAGGAAAGUUGUGAGGUAGGAUAUAUGCAUAUGGGGAUCGAGAGAAAUGUAAGUAAACCGAAAGGGAAAAUAUACAGCGAGUCGAGGAAGAACCGGCGCCGGCAAAAGAAACCCACCAUGGUUCAAAAGCUUUAUGAUACUUGUAAGGAGGUUUUUGCUGAUUGUGGCCCAGGUGUUGUUCCUUCGCCGGAUAAAGUUGAACGGCUUAAGGCGAUUCUAGGUACUUUUCUUGGUUCAUUGUUUUGGCCCUUUUGGGGUGGUAAAUAUUGACAGUAAUGGGAGUCUUUGGCAUGUGUAUGUUAGUCUGAUUAAGUGCUAUAUUUGGCAUAGUUUGAGACUUUUAGUCAUCUUUGCUUGCUUUUGCCAUUUUUGGGGGUGAAAUUUUUGUUGAAUAUCUUAGUGAUACUUCGUCUGUAUUAUCCUUUUUAAGCAUAAUGUAUUGUCUUUUAACUAGGUGUUCCAACUAUGUUAAUAUGAAGAUUUUGAUUGGGUUUUCGGGUUUGCUCUCAUCAGUCUCUUAUGGUAAGUACAAAGAAAGUAAUAUGGCUAACAAACACAAUGGGAUAGCAUGAUGAUUUGUUUGGACAUUAUCUUCAUUCCCCCACACCCCCAGAUGUUUGGUGUUUGUGUUUGCGAAACUAGUCAACGUCGUACUAACAGGUGUAAUGAACUUCCUGAAAUCGGGUGCAUGUGGGAUGCUUCAAUGUAAAGGUUUUCUGUUGUUAUUUGCCACGUUAACCCAAUGUGCUUCUUGUCCAUGGCGGUGCAUUAUGUGCUCUUGUCCAUGUGGGUUAUCAAACGAGUAAAGCUGCUGAUAGAUUGCCUUUUUGAAAUGCAUCUUAAAAAAGUCGCAAAUGUGUUCCGGAAAUUGUUUUAAAAUGUUGUUUUGCUUACCUUUAAACACAUUUUGUACUGCAACUUGUAGAAUGUAGACCUUGAACAAAAGUUCUUUCAUUAUGUUCAAACACAUAUUAUAUUGCAACUUGGACCGCAAAAACAAAAGGUGGACCAUAUGGAAAUGUUUAUAAAUAUGGAAACCAAUGACUGUGCUUCAAGACUUCCAAAAGAUCAAACAAAGAUUUGUUUUAGAACAUGAAAUACCAACAGUAUUUUUCAUCUUUGUCGUUGUGAAUUCAAAACCACAAAUCAAAAGGGAGUCUGCAAAGCUACCAUUUUGAGCACAAUACAUUAUUUGAUGCAAAAUAGUACACAAGUCUAAAAUAGGUAAGGUAGGUGAAGGUUGUUACUCUAAUUGAAUAAGGUUGAGAUGGUCAUGUUAUUUUCUUAAAGAAAAGUAGGUGUUAGCUCCAUUUUCAAAGAACUCUCAGUUUCCAGUAGUAGUAAAUGUUGAUGUAAAACCGGAUUACUUGUACAAAACAAUCAUGGCAUUCUCAGGUUCUAAUAUUUUUAUAUAAACACUGGUGUUAUGCUUGAAUCCUCCACCAAUUGCCACAUGAUGCCAUUUCUCUUACAUUUUCUGCUAAUGCAGCUCAACCAAUGAAAUUGUGAACAUACUGGGGGGCCCUUCUGUUGGAAUUUUAGUAUGGAAUUGAAAUUUGUGGCUUAUGUCAAAAUGAUUUUGUCUAGAUAGUUCCAUCUUUAUUCUGGGCUGUACCUCAUCAGCCUUAUUAAUUUGUAUGUUUUUCGCAAAUGCAGAUACCAUGACUGAAAUAGAUGUAGGCCUGAGGCCGGACAUGCCAUUUUUUAAGGCAUCAACAGCUGGAAAAUUUCCGAGGAUCACCUAUCAACAUAUUUACGAAUGUGACAAGUUUUCGAUUGGAAUUUUCUGUUUACCGCCAAAUGGUGUCAUCCCACUACAUAAUCAUCCUGAGAUGACAGUUUUUAGCAAGCUUCUCUUUGGAACCAUGCACAUCAAGUCGUAUGACUGGGUAAAAGAUGGCUCCACUGGCACACCUCUUCUUGCUGAUCCUUUAGAUGGCCAAUCUGGAUGUGUACGGCUUGCAAAAGUCAAGGUUGACUCCGAAUUUACUGCUCCAUGCAACACUUCAAUUCUCUACCCAGCUGAUGGUGGAAAUAUGCAUUGCUUCACCGCAAGGACUUCCUGUGCGGUACUAGACGUGCUUGGCCCCCCCUACUGCGAUCCAGAGGGUCGCCAUUGUCAGUAUUAUUUGGAAUCUCCAUUAGCCAAAUACACAGUUAACAAUGUAGUGAUUGCUGAGGAAGAAAAUGACGGCUAUGCAUGGCUUGAAGAGAGAGAGAGGCCUGAGGAUGUAACUGUAGUUGGUGCAUUGUACACUGGACCCAAAAUAAUAGAGAAAUAGUCCAUAUGGAGAGCGUGCUUUUAAUCAGGAGAACUCGGGAGUAAAAACAGUUGGAUACAUAGCAGCACACACAGUCACUUGGAAUGUUUUAAUCUUUUGCCCUUUUUUUCUUCCUCUGUAAUCCAUCCUAGUUCUAGGCGUUCUUGUACUCUCUGAAGAGUCCUUUUCUUGUACAUAUAAAAUGAAAAGGGAAAAAGAAGAAAGAGGCUGUUCAUUAGAUUGUAUUCUCCCUUCAUCCCAAAAGAGAGUCAGUAAAGACGUAGGGCAGUGCCAGUUAUUGACACCAAUUGUGCUUAACACAGGUUCAUGUUUCAUCUUUUAGUGGCUUGAAUUUUUUUUUGGGAUAAACCUACGCAGGCAUUGCGGAGUAUGUCAACUAAUUGAAGAAGAAAGACCAAUUUCUCAAGUAACAGUCUUGCAAAAAUGUUAUCGGCCAGUAUUUGAGCUUAUUGAACUCAGUAUGAUGCUUUUCAUUUUAUCAUCACAGGUUGGUGUAUGGUUUUCUGUUAGCUUCUUUUCCACUUUCUUUUUCUUUGUUUUUUUAUUAAGGAAAAAAAAAAGAUUAGUAAAACAAUAUAGUAUUUGGAUUUGAGGGAAUCAUCUAGUAAUUGGUUAGGCCCUGCCAAACUGAACCCAAUAAGUAGUUAUAACUGGGGCAGUCCAUUUGUACAAGCCCAGUUCCAAUUUAUCAUGAUUAGAGUAAUAUUGUGUUAAUAAUUCAAUACUUGACUUGUCAAUCAAGGAGGAGAGAUUGAUUCCACCUAACUGCUAGAUUAUAAUUCGGGAAGACAACUCUUUUUGGGGAGACUUAUAAGCCUCUUUAAAAAGGGUUGGAGUGUCUCAAAAUCAUUCAUUGAUGUUGUUAGAUAAUGUAAUUUAGUAGCGGAUAAUAUACUGGCGAAAUACAAAUUUUAAUUAUCACUUAGAAUCCAUUUAUUUGUUUGAACUUCACUUUGGAUUUGUAAAGUUUAUUAAACCAGGAUUCCCUCUCGAGAAUGAAGUUUGGGAUUACGCAAUUUGCUUCUCUAGGUUUUGAAGAAAAGAAAAACAAAAAUAGAUUUCAUAUAAAUCGACGUAACUUAUUUGACCUUUCUGUAACCAGUUUUACC